Messenger RNA from Prorocentrum cordatum, 280 nucleotides. The record is from the annotation of a GenBank genome assembly. Lineage: Eukaryota; Dinophyceae; Prorocentrales; Prorocentraceae.
GUGCGGGGUUCUCUCCACGUUGCCAACGUAGCCGACGAAGUUGGCGUGUCCAACGUGACCGCUGUGGACCGUGUGGAGGAGGCUGCGGCUCCGCCGCCGCGCGUCUUCUUCCUGUUCCUCGCGGUCGACAAGGUGUCGAACCUGCCAGUGUGGGAUCUGUUCUUCAAGGCCGCGCCGUCAGAGCAGUACCGCGCCUACGUCCACUGCAAGCUCGACUCGUGCAAGGCCCAGGUGCAGGGCUCUGCUCUGCAGCCCGUCGCCACGGUGCCCAGUUACUACU